Messenger RNA from Grammomys surdaster, 1444 nucleotides. RefSeq names its product TNF receptor superfamily member 10b (gene Tnfrsf10b). Gene Ontology annotation, cellular component: cell surface; plasma membrane. Bases 198 to 1367 code for a protein of 389 amino acids. Gene Ontology annotation, molecular function: TRAIL binding. Gene Ontology annotation, biological process: TRAIL-activated apoptotic signaling pathway; positive regulation of apoptotic process. The record is from RefSeq and is a predicted model, not a curated record. The transcript has 8 exons. NCBI's taxonomy places the organism in Eukaryota, Metazoa, Chordata, Mammalia, Rodentia, Muridae.
CCCAGCGCGCGAGCAGAGGUACCGCUAAGCACUCAGUCGCCGCGACGCGAAUCUAGAGAACUUUUCUGAGAGUGAGGAAAUCCAGAGAACUUUUCUAAAAGUGAGGAAAUCCAGAGAACUUUUCUGGGAGUGAGGAAACAGCCACCCUUCGUGGGUUUUGAGAGCUGAAGCCGCAGGAGUCCGGAUGAAUUAACUCCAUGAAGCCUCCAGGACCCAGCAUGCGCACAGCCCCUCCCGCCUGGGCAGAUCACACCCCAGGCCUCCGGCCACUCCCGGAGCGCAGACUUCGGACUAGCUUCGCGUUGCGAGCUAUUCUGCUACUGGCUGUCUUUGUUUCGGUGACAGCUGAGCCAGUCCAUGACCGCCGGGCUGACCUGCAGAGAUUGGAGCAGAGCCCAUCAGAAGGAUCCUGUCCAGCAGGCCACUACCUGUCAGGAGGAAGCUUGUGCAAACCUUGCAAACCUGGUGUAGACUAUACCAGCUUUCCCAACAGCCUGGAUUCCUGCCAACUCUGCAGUGUCUGUAAGAAAGAUAAAAUCGUAAAAAACGGAUGCACCACAACAAGAAACACUGAGUGUCAGUGCAAACCAGGCACCUUUGAAGAUAAGGACUCCACUGAGAUCUGCCAGACAUGCUCUAACUGCACUGAUGGGGAAGAUGAAGUGACUCCCUGUACCCCGGAGACAAACCGGAAGUGUGUCUCCAAAAACACUCGGGCAUCUCAGCAUAACCUAGCCCUCAAGAUAGGGCUCCCAGGGGUCACAUUGCUGGUCCUGCUGAUUGUAGCUCUGCUUGUUUGGAAGACUGGAACAUGGAGACGAGGGUUGCUCUUUAUAAAAAGAGCCUGUCUAGGUCAUGAACAGGACCCUGAACAUGCAGACACUGUGUGUUCCUCUCUCUUGGGCCCACAGACAUGGAGGAAGACAAAUGACUCUCACCACAGCAUGGAACCUGACAAAACUCAGAGUUCGCCAACAGGAAGGAAGUCGCUGGUUCCGGCAAAUGGAAUUGACCCAGCUGCCGCCCUGAAGUCAAUCUUCGAGUACUGUUCGAACGAAGUGCCCUUUAACUCCUGGGACCGUCUCAUGCGGCAGAUGGGCCUCACCGACAAUCAGAUCCAAGUGGUCAGGGCUGAAACACCAGCCCAAUGUGAAGCCUUGUACCAAAUGCUGGUGAAGUGGCUUCACCAAACUGGGCUAAGUGCCUCUAUCAACCAUCUGCUGGAUGCCUUGGAAACCGUGGGAGAGAGACAUGCCAUGGGGAAAAUUGAAGACUAUGCAGUGAAAUCUGGGAACUUCAUUUAUCUGAACGUUACAGCCCAGGCAGGUGUGGUAACUCAAGAGACAGAGCCAGGAGGAUCUCUAUGAGUUUGAAGCCAGUCUGGUCUACAUAGUGAACUGAGGACAGCCAAGGCUAUGUAGAGAGACCCUUUCUAAAAAACAAA